Gekko japonicus is the source of this 296-nucleotide messenger RNA. Its product is annotated as serine--tRNA ligase, cytoplasmic-like. The transcript is spliced from 2 exons. The annotation marks the transcript as partial. Gene Ontology annotation, molecular function: ATP binding; tRNA binding; serine-tRNA ligase activity. Gene Ontology annotation, biological process: seryl-tRNA aminoacylation. Lineage: Eukaryota; Metazoa; Chordata; Lepidosauria; Squamata; Gekkonidae. Gene Ontology annotation, cellular component: cytosol. The record is from RefSeq and is a predicted model, not a curated record.
CAGAUAACAAAGUGGAGAGGAUGUGGGGAGACUGUACAGUGAGGAAGAAGUACUCCCAUGUGGACCUGGUUGUCAUGGUGGAUGGCUAUGAGGGAGAAAAGGGAGCCAUCGUAGCUGGUAGCAGAGGAUACUUUCUUAAGGGUCCCCUCGUUUUCCUAGAGCAGGCUCUCAUUCAGUAUGCUCUGCAGACGUUGCUCAGUAAAGGAUACACCCCUGUUUAUACCCCCUUCUUCAUGAGAAAGGAAGUGAUGCAGGAAGUGGCUCAGCUAAGUCAGUUUGAUGAAGAGCUUUACAAG